AAAAAUCGGCAACAUGGCGCCUUAGGGCAGAUUGGUACAGCAGGAGACAGCGUGGACGGGAAGAAGUGCAGAUAACUGAGGGAGAGCGGCCUGCAGGAUGGUCGCCGAGGUGGUGGCGAGCAAAGUGUAUUGCUAUCCAUUCCAGCAGGUGGUCACCGGUUACCUCAACAAGUAUCCAACCCCUUUAGAGAAGAAUGUAACUGCAGUCACAACUGUGGAAGAGCAAGUAGACCCAGCAACAGGCAUUGUGUAUAGACGAAGAAUUGCAACCUGCAGUAAUGUCAUUCCAUCCUUUCUGAGGAAGUUCAGCAUCCUUAAUUUAUCGAAUAUAUACCUAGAAGAAGAAUCAUGGCUGGACAUGAGAGCGCGUGUGAUGAGUUUAAACAGUCGUUGCUUAACGUGGGCCCAAUAUGCGUCAAUGAAUGAAGUGUCUGUGUACCAGGAAAGCAAGCAGAAUUCCAACUGGACGGAAUUCAGUCAGAAAGGGACCAUAACAAUCACUGGUGCUGGAUACCUCAACUGUGUCUUGGAGAAAUUUGCACAAUCGUUUUUGAAACAAGGAGCUAAAAAGAGUAUCUCAAUCAUGGAAAGGAUCCUGGAGGAAAAAUAUGGCCGCCCUGUCUCGUAACCCCUGACAUUGCUGAAUUGCAUCAUAACACAGAAAGACCCUAGAUGCUUUAUUGGUGCUGUAUUUUUCAAGGUUCAAAUUGGGUUUUAUUGCAAAAGCACUCAAGGAAAGAUUGAAGCAGUCACUUUGUUAAAUUGGAUCUAUCACCUUUAACUCCCGAGCCACUUCUUUGUUGCAGUCUGCAAAUAAGGACCCUGGAAUGCUGCGAAAAUCUAAUUAUGUUGAAAUAUAUACUCCAAUCUCUCCAUGUGCAAUAAGGGGAAAAAAAUAUGCAUUUAUGAACUGGAUUGAUGUAAGAAUGAAAGGCUGGUUUUCCUGCCAUUCAUCUAGAUGUCUACUGCUGAUCCUUUUCUCACCGAAGUACAUUUUACUGACUUAGCUGGCACCCGGUUUAGACGUUGUGUCUGCCAAGCAUGAGCAUCAUAUAGAUACAUAUGUAAGGGUAAUGUGCUUCUGAUGAAACAUAUAUAGGUUUUUAAUUGAAACCAGGCAGGUGCUAUUCUUUUCAAACUAUGCACCACCACCUGAUGAUCCAGCAGUAUUGUGCUAGUAUCGCCAUAUGUGGAUGUGAGGUGACAGAUUGCAGUAUUAAACAUGACUGUAUUGAAUACCAGUAUAGAACAGCUUUUAAAAGCACAGACCACAAACACUCGUAUUGGGAACCUCUCAGCAGACCAUCUGUAUAUUGCUCUGCUGAACAUUAACUAGUUACAAUAACUGCACCCAUCAGUAUAGCAGACACUAAGGAAGCCAAACCAUGAAACAGCAGCCGCAUCCAUGUCCUCUAAAGAGUUAGUCUCGGCAAACUAUUUAAAUGCAUUUCUUAAAGGGAAUCUGUCACCUUGGUUUUGGACUACAUGAGUAGUACUGCAUAUAAGGAGUCCAGAUCGCUAUUUUUUAAAUAUUCUUACUACCCCCGUUUCCCCUGCUAUCAGCACUCAUUUGGCUGCUGUGCUGUUCUAACAGUGGAGAGGACUCAUGUGCACAUGUACAGUAGUCCUGACAACGCAUUUCAGUGCAGCUAUGAGCACUGAUGGCAGGGGGACAGUAGGAAAAAAAAAAAAAAAAAAGUGUUCUAGACUCCAUAUCUGCAGUUCUACUCAAGUUUAUGGUCCAAAAUCAGGGUGACAGAUUCCCUUUGACCACCUAACUGUGUUGUCCUGU
Molecule: messenger RNA, 1792 nt
Organism: Bufo bufo (common toad)
Lineage: Eukaryota; Metazoa; Chordata; Amphibia; Anura; Bufonidae
Gene: PRELID2
Product: PRELI domain containing 2
Exons: 6
Coding region: 98-628 (176 amino acids)
Biological process (GO): phospholipid transport
Cellular component (GO): mitochondrial intermembrane space
Molecular function (GO): phosphatidic acid transfer activity
Source: RefSeq, a predicted model, not a curated record